GGGACAGACGAGCAAGUGCUGCACGGCGAAAGGAGGGAGGUCGUGAGAUCGCGCGUGCACGUACGCACGCUCGCUAGAGUAUAGAAGCGAGGGAGAGAUAGUGAUAGAGAAAAAGAGAAAGAGUGAUAGAAAGAAAGAGAGAGGGAAAAAAAACGAACUUAAAAAGUAAAGUGACUCCCGGGUUCGCAGCGGACGGCGCGCGCGCACACUGACUGGCUCAGGGCAUGCCUUCACCUGCCAGGCAUUCACCUGCCUGUUUAAAGCGAGGACACGCUCUCUUGGACACGGAAACGCGCAGGUGGACGCGAGGAUGGUGUGACUGGGUGUGAACGAGACGGUUCUGUUGUCUCCUCGUGUCCGGCAGGAUUACGAGGACUCCGAGGUCUUUUGGCACCAGCACCGGACAGAACAGCCAAGGAGUGCACCGCAUCGGGAACGCGCGCGCACCAAGGCCGCGGUCACUCCGCACUCACUGACACUAAAAGAAGCCAUACCCACGCACGCGGACGCGCACGAGCUCAUGAGCGCGGCCUUCGGCCCGUCGUCCUUCGUCAUGAUGCAGCGUCCCGCCGCCUUCAGCAUAGACUCUCUGAUCGGCGCACCGCCGGCCCCGAGCCCCGGUCCGCUGCUGUACGCCGGCUACCCCAUGUUCGUGCCCUACCGCUCGGUGGUGCUUCCGCCACCGCCGCCACCCCCGCCUCCUCCACCCGUAGCCCCUCCGCCACCCAUGCCCUCCACCGCGCAUCCACCGCACCAGCUGCCCGGGCUCCCCGGCUCCUUCUGCUCAGGCCUCGCGCUCAUGGCCACCCUACCGGGAGGCUUCCCCGCCGCCCCUCAGCACCACGACGCCGCCAGGAAGUUCGGGGGAGGUCAGCAGGCGCUGCACGCGGUCUUCGACAAGGCGCAGGAGGCGCGCGCCGACGGGGACGAUCCAUCCGGGAAGGGGUUCUUGGGGAAGGAGGCCACGACGCUGCUGCCGCUCGCCUUUCACGACGAGGCCGGACACUGCGCUACAGUACGAGGUCACACCAAGGACGACUCCAAAGACGACGAUUGUCACCGAAAGGACGACGGUUUCUCCAUGGACAGUGACCUAGACUACAGCUCGGACGAGGCCGGCGGCGGAGGCUGCGGACUGGGCCACAAGGACGACGGGGAUGCGGGCGGGCCGCUCGAGGACGGCGGGCGGGGAGGCGUGGGGGGCGGCGGCGGCGGCUCGGCGGGAGCGGGAAAGAACCGGCGGCGGCGGACGGCAUUCACGAGCGAGCAGCUGCUCGAGCUGGAAAAGGAGUUCCACUGCAAGAAGUACCUGUCGCUGACGGAGCGCUCUCAGAUUGCGCACGCGCUCAAGCUUAGCGAGGUGCAGGUGAAGAUCUGGUUCCAGAACCGGCGCGCCAAGUGGAAGCGCGUGAAGGCGGGCAACGUGAACACGAAGGCGGGCGAGCCCUCGCGCAACCCUAAGAUUGUCGUGCCGAUUCCCGUGCAUGUGAGCCGAUUUGCCAUCCGCAGUCAGCAUCAGCAGCUGGAGCAGGCCAGGCCGUGACCACGCCCACUCAUCUAUCCAUCCGCCUAUCCAUCCAUUCAGAGCUGAGACUGUACUUUUAUAUUUAUGUGUAAAAUAGGAGGGUUUUGGUUUAGGAGAUACGAGGACGUGGAAGAGGAGGAUAAUCUGCGUUUGAGGAACUUUGUGAAAAACACACCUGAGCGAAAAACACACCUGAGCAAAAGACACACCGGAGCCAACCAGGUGUACAGGUGUUCUGUCGAGUUUUGCUACCCAUCGACAUGUGCUGUGCAUGCGCCCACCAACAUUUUAAAAUAUUUUUUCAUGCUUUUCAUGAUAAUUCCUUAUGUUUUUAUUGGGAGUAUUAAACAACAUGCUUGCAUGGUAACAUCUACUGUAAUUAUCAGUAAUAAUUGUUAAAAAUAAUAAUAAACUAAUAAACUAUAAAACUAUUAUCACAUAUAUGAACUUAACUUUUUAAACUUUACCUGAUACCCUGCCACAUAUCCUACCUAGGCUUUUGGUUUCUAAUAUGGUGCUGCUUUUUUGUAUUAUUUAACUAUUUUUUAAAAUGAAAUACUACUAGGUUAGCACGGUUCGACAAGGUAGCACAACUCGACAGAACACCGGCAACAAAGGAGAACUCGCAGAACCAAAAACGCAGAACUGGGACCAAAUUAUGAACAGAAACUCCAAAAACAAAACUGAGACUUUAAAAGUGUAGAAAUGUUGCUGGAGUUCUGUUGCAGGAGCACUUGGGAAGUUGAAGAAGAAAAAAAGCUGAAGUUCACUGUAAGGACUAAGUAGCUUCGCCCUCGACCUGUUUAAAAACUCUGGACUUUAUUUGUUACUAUAAUUUUUUUUAUUUACAGAGCUCCUGCGAUGACAUACAUGGUUGUUGUUUUAAUAACGCGUGGUCACAAAAUGGCAUAUUAAGGCCACAAAUUAACCCAUAAGAUCCCGGACCCAUUUCUGAAUGUUGAAACCAAUUUAAAAACUGAAUUAGAUAAAUUCAAUGAGCAACUCAAUGUUUCUUAUUUUGGGAACAUGAUUGUAAAAAAUUUAACGUUAAAAUCAAGAUAAAACAUAAAUGAAACAACAACAAUUUCAUGAUUGUUAUUAAUAUUUUGGAAUGUAAAACAUUAAUAUAUGGAACGUAAAACAUUUAAUUAAAGUUUUUGAAUGGUUAUAUGGUUGGAAAAAAAAACAUACAGAACUGUAGAAGCAAAUCAUACACUUUUAAAAUGUAAUAGUUAAUUUUAUCUCCAGCUCUAACCCUAAAACUCUCCUAUAUUCUCUAGGUAAAUAUGGUCAGAUGAAGGAAGACAGAUUUUCACACUGUCCUCCUGUGACUGUUAUACUCUCAGGAUGUUCAGUAGAUGUCACGUCAGGUGUAGAUGUUCUUCAUGAGUUAAAAUCAAAGAACAGAGAGCUGGAAAGUACAUUUACACAGCUUUUAAAGCUUUACCAUGCGCUCUUUUGGGUUAUUAUAAUAGUGGACUAUUGUCAGGAGGUACAUACACACACAUAUAUAAAUUGUCGUUGUCUCACACAUUAAUUUGUGGAGUCGAUAUAUUUAUUUGUGGCAUUACACAAUUAUUUCUUGGCCUUAAUGUGACCACGCAUUUUAAAAAGAACCAGCAUGUCAGCAAGGCGCUCCACCCAGCUGGCAUUUCAACGUUAAAUCAACGUUUGUCAACGUUAAUGUUAUGGUUGACUAAACGUUGGAUUUGGUGUUGAUUUUAAGAAAGUAAAUAAACGUUGAUAUGGCAGCGUUGUUUCAACGUCAUACUUUCAACCUUUAAUAAACCUUAACUCACUAAAAUGAGAAAUACAUCACUGCAGUAAAUCUGAUUAUAAAUAAAGUUUAUGCCCACCACUACACAUCUGAUAAACUAAAAGAGUAAAACAAAUAGAACAUGAACAUGGUGUUAAAUUAAAAAGCAGUUACUGCAAACACCUUUUCAUUCCAUCAUCCAACCGUUUUUAGAAAUUAUUUGGUGAUGAAAUGUAAAACGCUGAUUCAAAAGGCAGAAGGUUGAGGACGUUAUGUUGAUUCAACGUUGUUGUUGAAACAACAACAUACAUUACUUUAGUCAUGAAGGUCGGUUGUGUGCCAGCUAACUCGUUUCCCCUCUCUGAGUUUGUUUUGGGGGCGCGCUGCUAAUUUAUUUGAUAUUGUGAGAAAAGUUGCUAACACUCGAUGGUUUUAUUGGUUUGAGAUUAUUGUGUGGAUUAAAGUUGGAUUAUAAGAAGUUGUGAAA
This is a messenger RNA of Astyanax mexicanus (Mexican tetra), 3768 nucleotides long. RefSeq names its product gastrulation brain homeobox 2 (gene gbx2). Gene Ontology annotation, molecular function: DNA-binding transcription factor activity, RNA polymerase II-specific; RNA polymerase II transcription regulatory region sequence-specific DNA binding. Gene Ontology annotation, biological process: regulation of transcription by RNA polymerase II; regulation of nervous system development. The transcript has 2 exons. The record is from RefSeq and is a predicted model, not a curated record. Bases 521 to 1543 code for a protein of 340 amino acids. Gene Ontology annotation, cellular component: nucleus. Lineage: Eukaryota; Metazoa; Chordata; Actinopteri; Characiformes; Acestrorhamphidae.